Messenger RNA from Dentiscutata erythropus, 177 nucleotides. The record is from the annotation of a GenBank genome assembly. NCBI's taxonomy places the organism in Eukaryota, Fungi, Glomeromycota, Glomeromycetes, Diversisporales, Gigasporaceae.
AUGUACGAGGCUGGAUGCAAGGUUAUAUGCAAGGUUGGAUGUAAAGUUGAAUGUAAAGUUGGAUGCAAGGUUGGAUAUAAAGUUGGACAUAAAGUUAGAUACAAGGUUGGACAUAAAGUUAGAUACAAGGUUGAAUGUAAAGUUGGAUAUAAGGUUGGAUGUAAAGUUGGAUGUAAG